ACGGACCUAUCUUAAAAUAUGUGCGUACCAUUUUCAUCAUUGUAAAUGUAAAAUCCGAAAAGUUGCUUGAUAAGAUAAAAGCAAAAAAAUACAUACCUACUCCUACUCCUUUCUAAACUAAAUUAUACUUACUUAAGUAAAUAAUGGAUACCGUUGUGAAAAGCCUCCUAGAAGAAGAUGAAGAAGAAAAAAAGGGUCUGGUCAUAUUUGGUAGAGACAUAUCAAAAAUACCUUGCUUCAGAGAGAGCUUUCUUUAUGGUAUUGGUACUGGAAUUGGAUUUGGAUUAGCCGCAUUUGUGAAAACAUCGAAGCCAAUGCUAGCACAACACAUAGGUGUUGGCACCUUCUCCCUGUCAACACUCUUAUACUGGUCCUACUGCAGAUACAGGUGGUCACAACAAAGGUUUGACGCACAGUUGUUACAAGAUGCCUUAAAAGAUAAAAUUUUGUAUGAAGGCACUGCAGUAGAAAAGGAAAUGGAGAAAAAAGGUGUCUUAAAGACUGUAUAGUUGAUAAUAAGCAGACAUUUGUAUUAAAUGUGAAUAUUUUUUGUAUUAAGUUAUUGAAAAUCAAGUAUUUAGCUUUGAAGGACUUUAUAAAAUGAAGGCUUUUAAAUGAAUAAAACUGCCAUAUAUUUCUUCAUAGGUAAAUGUAGAUAAAAAGUAGAUAUAAAUAAAUAAAGUAUUGAGGUUUUAAAAUCUAGUUUAUGAUUGUUAUGAUGUCCACCUUUCCUAUGAGGGCUUGUGAGUGCAAAAUAAUGUUUGUGGUGUUGUUGGAG
Molecule: messenger RNA, 778 nt
Organism: Bombyx mandarina (wild silkworm)
Lineage: Eukaryota; Metazoa; Arthropoda; Insecta; Lepidoptera; Bombycidae
Gene: l(3)87Df
Product: cytochrome c oxidase assembly factor COX20 lethal (3) 87Df
Biological process (GO): mitochondrial respiratory chain complex IV assembly
Cellular component (GO): mitochondrion; mitochondrial inner membrane
Source: RefSeq, a predicted model, not a curated record